Molecule: messenger RNA, 440 nt
Organism: Cucurbitaria berberidis CBS 394.84
Lineage: Eukaryota; Fungi; Ascomycota; Dothideomycetes; Pleosporales; Cucurbitariaceae
Exons: 1
Coding region: 224-436 (70 amino acids)
Source: RefSeq, a predicted model, not a curated record
AGUCCGACACUUCGCCAACUCUGCGCCAACUCUGAUCAAGUCCCAUCAAGUUCGAUGCCUCGAGAUGUUACUAGGCUUGGUCUUGAACUUCAAGGCCGUAUGUCCAUUCGUCGUGAUUUACAAUAGUAUAUACUUGUGAUUGCAAAUCGUAUCAAGUUCUGUUGCAAAUCCUACCCCGGCGCAUGUGUGGGUAUAACUCUUCAUCUCUUCUUCCAAGCAUAUAAUGAUCCGUCGCUAUCUUUUGGUAUCUCCUUGCAUAUCUCAGAGCACUGUCAUGCUGUCUGUCGCCUCGCAAGUCUUCGAUAUCGGUCGCCAACGAACACCGAGUACACUUGUGCACCUUGUUCCAAUGUUUUCCGUCUCCACCCAUUCCUUUGCGCCGUGUGCUAUGCUUUCCAGAAACGCCGUGAACUCUAUUGCCGUGUAUGCGCUGUGAUCAU